Messenger RNA from Folsomia candida, 1676 nucleotides. RefSeq lists its product as uncharacterized. The record is from RefSeq and is a predicted model, not a curated record. The coding region runs from base 993 to 1565 and encodes 190 amino acids. NCBI's taxonomy places the organism in Eukaryota, Metazoa, Arthropoda, Collembola, Entomobryomorpha, Isotomidae. The transcript has 2 exons.
UUAAUAUUCUAAUACCAAACGGUUGGUCAAACAUGCCAUAGAAACGUUGACCAAAAUUGGUCUAGAAACUUUUUAGUUGCCAAUUGGUGUGCACUCACAUAUGACAUAUGCAUGCACAUGCAUACGUACAUCAAUUCUAACGUAAAGGCGGCUUCAUCUGUAUAUUUUUAAAUGCGAUACUCCUCAUUUCAAGUUAAGAAUAUCUAAGUAAUCAAAUCUAUGAAUACGAAUAUCUACAUACGUAUGAAUAUUGACAGUUUGUAUCCAUUAAAGUAUUGUAAACAAAUCGGACCACGCAUAAAAAAUGAGAUCAAUUGUUCAUCUGAAGGGCAACAAUCUAUCUCAUGUAAAUUUUAGCAUAGAACACAAUGUUGAAGAAAUUAGUUGGAGUCAAAAUUUUCUGAAAAUCCAUCACAUUCUUUAUGUAGGGUCUCUAGGUAUCUAAAUACUUUUCUGCGUCCAUAAACAUAAUUUGUAGCCUUAACUAAAAUUAGCACCCCAAAACUUCUACGAAAUUAAUCCCAUGUAAAUCUUCCAGAUCAAAUAUCAGAAAGCAUGUCUCAUUCUCAUUUUACGAGAAAUCCAUCACGAGAAAUCUACAAAUAUUCAUCUUAUCCGUGGGUGACUAAUGUUUGUGACUCAUCCGAACGAGGGAUCGGAUCUCUUAUCUGGGUUUAAGGGGCAUAUUUAUGUAUCUACAUAUGUACUUCAGUAUGUAGAGAACGAGAAUCACGUACAUUUCCAGUUAGUUAAAUUUCCAGUUUAUGUACUUGUCCAGAUUCAUUUCAAGUCCUCAGCCCAACAAGAGCUGAUGCCAAACUGUCCUACCUACAUAUUCUCAAUUUCCCCAUCGCUUUAACCACAAUAAAAACACAAUUUUCUCAAAAACACACAAUUUUCUUAAAAACACACAAUUCCCUCAAAUAGCUUAAAACCUAUUCUAAAUCCGAAAAAGUUUAAAUACAUAAAAUUUGAACUUCAUCUUCACAAAAAUGCCUGAAACUGCCGUCUUCCUCGUCUGUAUCGUCGUGACUUCUUUGCUCACCCCAGUGGCCUCGUCCCCUGCCAAAACGGACGGGGACAUCGACCCAAUGAAGCCCCCCUUGAUGUGCUACCAAUGCAGCUCGGACCCCACCCCCCACCCCGGCCAUGCCCCUGUGUUGCCGUACCAUCCAUUCUGCUCGGGCGGAGGAAUCCUCCCCCCCAACCUGCUCGUCCAAUGCGACAACAUCGUCACCCCCCACACCAGCGUCAUCACUCCCUUCGACACCGUGGGACAGGUGGACCGCUCCAAGUUCAUUGACCACGUGAGAAACGGGCCCAAUUUCAUCGAGUGCGGAAAGUUCCACACCACCGAGACGGGAACUACGAGGAAGGGGUGUGCCCUGGUGGAAGGAACGAUGAACAAGACCUUUGGAGCUAAUGAGGAUGUCACAUUUGCCAAUGGACACAUCAUCAAAGGCCACUACUGCGGGUGGGGUCGGUGUAACCAGGGCAACGGGGCGAGCGUCACGUCAUUCUUUACCAUUCUUGGAAUGAUUGCGUUGUCACAGAUUUUGCUUUGAGCAGUUUGUUGUGGAGAUUUUGAAUGAAUUUUAUUUUUAUAAUUGGCAUAAACAUAUGCGUACGUAGUUAAUAAAAAAAGUAGUGUUACCCCUUUAAGGAAAAUAAAUACA